CACCGUCGUGAAUCACGGCCAUCUUUUGACUGUACGAAGAAGAAGAAGAAGUGGAAUGCGACGCUUUCUGUACUGCACAGUUUUUUUUAACAUGCUGUGCCGAACGGGGAGCGCCGAUUUCAUCGACUUGACCAUUCUGCAUUCAAAUGACAUACACGCCCACGUUACUGAGACAGACCCACAGGGCAUGCGAUGCGGAACUUCAACAGAUUGCGUUGGAGGAGUUGAUCGCCAGCUGUACAUGGUACGUAAAAUUAGGAGCAUGAUAAAAGACAAGGGAAACAUGAACGGCCACGUCCUAUUCCUGAACGCUGGUGACAACUAUCAGGGAACUGCCUGGUACUCCGUACUGAAGUACAAGCCCGUGGCUAAUAUCGUAGAACUCCUUCGUCCAGACGCGAUGACUCUCGGGAACCAUGAAUUUGACGACGGACCAGAAGGCUUGGCGCCGUUCUUGCAACAAAUAAAGGGAAAAGUGCCUGUAAUCGCAAGUAACGUGGACUUUUCCCGAGCCCCAUCAUUGAAAGGGCUGGUAAGCAAGUCCACCGUCGUCAAUUUAAACGGUACCAAAGUGGGCAUCAUCGGUGCAGUCACAACGGAAACGAGUACAAUCAGUUACCCAGGCCCCGUCACAUUUGACGAUCACAUUGAAUGCGUUCGUGCGGAAGCGAAGAGGCUACGAGGAGCUGGCAUUAAGAUCCAAAUUGCCCUAACACACAUCGGCUACCUCAGAGAUCAAGAACUGGCGCACCAGGUGCCAGAACUGACUGUUAUUGUUGGAGGACAUUCUCACACUUUUCUGUACACAGGCAACGACCAUCCGAAAGAAGAUGCCCCAGAAGGCCCAUACCCUACUGUGAUAACACGAGACGAUGGCACAAAAGCAUUAGUCGCCCAGGGCUUCUGGUUUGGGAAGUACCUGGGCCGCCUCAACGUUAUGUACGACCUCAAUGGAAACAUGCGCAACUGGUCUGGCAAACCAAUUCUUCUGGACAACAACGUUCCACAAGAGCCGGAGAUGAGUAGCCUGUUACAGAGGUACCAGGACAACGUUACCGCGGGAUCCAAACAGAUUGUUGGUAGUUCAAAAGUAUUACUCCAAGGUGACCCGCAGGAUUGCCUGUUCAAAGAAUGCACCAUGGGGAACUUGAUCACCGACGCUAUGUUCAGCUUCAUCGCCGAUAAACCAACGGCUGGCACUGGAGUGUGGUCUGUCGUCGAUGCGUGCGUCCUUAAUUCUGGAGCGAUCACAGGAUCGCUUUUACCCAACGUUUCGAUCACAAGAGGUGACCUGUGGAAGGUGACGCCAUUCCACGACACAUUAACCACAGUGACUUUGAAAGGAACGGCCUUGCGUUCCAUCUUUGAAUUUUCAGCAAGCAAGUACUCGGAGAACAGCACAGGUCGAGGCGCAGGAUUUGUACAGGUUUCAGGGGCAUUUGUCACGUACAACAUGGCGAGACGUGUGGGACAGCGUGUGAAGUCCCUAGAAAUUAUGUGCUCAAUCUGUGGCAUCCCUCACUUUGAACCCCUGGACGACAAUAGGGUUUACAACAUCGUUCUUCCCGCAUUCAUGUAUAAAGGCGGUGGCGGCUACGACUUCGGGGACGCUAUGGCUGCGCAAGACAAUGGUGACCUUCUGCACGAUGCUCUUGAGAAGUUCUUCAGGAGGAGGUCUCCGGUGAUUGCCAGGCUCGAGGGUCGCAUCAGAAUCGUGCAUAUUGAGGACAACGUUGAUGCACAACCAUUUCGAAGCGUAUCGACGACGCACCAGCCAAGAAGCUUGAGUUUUCUUCUUCUAUUGACGUGGUGCUGGAUCCUUCACAGGCUGGAACUAUAUGGUUGCCACAGAGCUACGGUUGUCCAGGAGCUAUGAACUUAAUGUGAGAGUUCUCCUAUUGACAAUAUAUUCGUGCUAUAUAACAGAUAAUAAAACGCUCAAGUCACUUCA
Ornithodoros turicata is the source of this 1951-nucleotide messenger RNA. Its product is annotated as protein 5NUC-like. The record is from RefSeq and is a predicted model, not a curated record. NCBI's taxonomy places the organism in Eukaryota, Metazoa, Arthropoda, Arachnida, Ixodida, Argasidae. Gene Ontology annotation, molecular function: 5'-nucleotidase activity; nucleotide binding; metal ion binding. The transcript has 9 exons. Gene Ontology annotation, cellular component: plasma membrane. Gene Ontology annotation, biological process: AMP catabolic process. The coding region runs from base 56 to 1876 and encodes 606 amino acids.